Mus caroli (Ryukyu mouse) is the source of this 5516-nucleotide messenger RNA. RefSeq names its product glutamate rich 3 (gene Erich3). Lineage: Eukaryota; Metazoa; Chordata; Mammalia; Rodentia; Muridae. The record is from RefSeq and is a predicted model, not a curated record.
CCUGACUGUGGCUUUUCCUGGCUCUCCUGCCAGCAGACAUCAUCCAGUCAGGGGCCUAGCAAGAAGAAGUUGAGCCAGAAAGGGGUGUGUGUGUGUGUGUUUUCUUCAGGGUUCAGGUGCCUAGUGAACGGUAACCCUAGAGGAACCGCGCAGCGGCCUGCUGGACCUCCUCCCAUAUCCUCCCAUAUCACGGCCCAGCGAGUAGGGUGGGAGCAGUGUUCUUUUCCAGCUUGCCUAGGCUUGGUUCCAGCAGCACCGCUGCUUCUCCCAGCCCUAGGUGCGUGCCUUUCCUCCUCCCUUAGCAACUGGGAGUCUGUGGACGCCACCGAGUAGCAACCGGGAGGCUGCGGGGAGCCCGGGUGAGGAAGGGCGGAGCCCAGUCCAGGUGCCCCAGUCCCCGCCACUGCAGCAAGCCACCGUUAGCCGCAUCUGCACCUGCAGCGGGGUCCGAAAAGGAUUCUGCAAAAAUGAGCCAUUCUCACCCCGCUGGAUUACUUGCAACAUAUAAUAGCCUUACGGAUAAACACCUGGCUGGGUAUUUUAACAAUACCAGGAUCAGGCGGCACCUCCUAAGAUCCGGGCUGAUCACGAGAAGUGGGAGGAUACUUUCUGAAAAGGAAUACAAAGUUAACAACAUGAAGCAGGAUCACCAAAAAUACAUCCGAGAGUGCUUAGCCCGGGCCAUUUUCCACAAGGUCCUAGAUAUGGAGCGCUACCACCAGCUGGAAAUAAAGCGGAAACUGGAUACCUUAGCUAGGAAAGAGCGGAUUCAGAGGUUGAAGGGAGAACACACAAGACGAUUUAUUGAAGAUAACAUGCCCGUUCUCACUCCCCAUCCUCCAGCUGGCCCAAAGACUAAUCGUGGCCAUAGCGUUCUGGCUGAGGAAGGACGUUCUAGUCCAUUAACACUGACAGCCCCUCGACCAUAUACUGCCCCAGGAAAUAUGCAGCCUCCGGUUCGUCUGCAACCUCUUCUCAGUAACUGCCAAAGGAGAAAUGGUUCAAAGAUAACUUCAGGGUCCAAACCCAAAGGCUCAUCGCUGCAAAGUGAAGCUCUCUUUCCUCUUGGGGGAAAGAAGGCAAUGAUGAAAUUCAGGAACUACAUGGACAAUUCCCAGAAGGAGGAUCUCUACCAACUUCCACACAUUAACAGUUACCACACACCUGUUCCUCCAACACCGCAGCCCCAAGCAGGAAAGAACUUCAGGGAUAAGAGGUUGGAAUCUUGGAGGAGGAAGAGGCUGCGUCCCAUCACGGCUCCCAAUGGCCUUGAGCCUCUCUUUGCCAAGGAACCUGGAAGGAUUUAUAAAACAGCGCCGCAUAGCAAUGCAGUUAUCACAAUGGUCUAUUUUGGGAAAAAUGUGCACCUAUCAUAUGAUGACAUAGACUUCCGAGAUGAAAUCAAGAUUUACCAACAGCACUGUGGAGGAGAGAACCUUUGUGUCUACAAAGGGAAACUGCUUGAGAAAGACACCUUUCAGUUUAUCUCCAAGCGUCACCACGGCUUCCCCUUCAGCCUCACCUUCUUUCUGAAUGGGAUUCAGGUGAACAGGAUCAGCUCCUGCUGUGAGUUCAAGCACCGUAGAAGCACCCGCCUAGGAGGCAAGAGAGGCUACUUCGGGUUCGUGUGUGUGGAGAAGGCAUCUCCUUGCUACAGGUGCAUUAUCGCCAUGGGCCUUGACAGAAAACCAUCUUCCACAAGACCUAAGAAGGAAAAGAUUGCUGAGAAAAAGGAGGAGCCAGCAAAGAAGAGUCAGGGGAAACCGAGGAAGGACAGAACGACUGCACCAUCGAAAAGGAACGAGAUGGAGAGGAAAGAGUCCUGCAUCUCAGCUGCCUUUUCAGCUGAGGAAAUAAAAUUAGGGGUCAAAGAAGUGAGGACGGCUAUUGAGGAAAUGGAAUGGAAGGGCAAGUCAGGACAAGACGCCUGGGAAGAGGACCAGGACAACGCUGUUAAAUACGACUAUGAAGAAGAUUUUGAGGUAGAUGAUGACAAACAGGAUGAGAAGGUGGAUGAAGAUGAGGACCCGGCUGAUGACCAGAUGAGUGGAGGAUCCAAGACACCCACCGGAAGUGAAAAAGACAACCGAAACCCCGAAAAGAUUGAAACCUCUUCAGAGAAGGGCGUAGCUGCCCGUGACAGUGAGAACGAGGAUACCGGAUGCUCGGACAGUGAAGAGGAUGACAGACAAGAUGUUAAAACCAUGUCAUCAAUCUCAUCUAGAAGUCACCCCUACUCUAGCGAAAGUGAAGAUGAUUCUACAGAGGUGGGUGGGGAAGCCGACUCUGUCAGCCAAGGGGGAAGUUCCAGAAGUUCCUCUUCUCAGGAUCUGAGGGAAAAUGAUGACCCAGGAAAACCACACUUUCCAAUCGAGAAGUACUUGGAAACUGAGAUCGAAGAGCAAGAAAUCACCGAGGGGCAUAACGGACCUUGGUUGACCGAGCUCAGCGGUAUGCAUGUUACUGAGGGAAAACCAACUAUGGGAAUCCAAGCUUUAUCGGAGAGUGAACACAGGGUGGCUUCUUCAGAGGUGAGGGCUAAGAGUCAGCUCCAGAAGGAAGCAGGCCUCCCUGGGGUGGAAGAAGAGGUCGGACAGAUAACAGGUGAAGCCCAAGAACCUGGUCACUGCUGCUCUAACACUGCUCCUAGACUUAGCCCCACAGAUGAUGGGGUGACACCCAUGAGGAAACCGGAGGUCAACCUGGGCAGAGGGACAGAGGAAAAAACAGCCAUCAGUGCAAAUGAGCAACCAGAGCAAGCUGCACAAGAGAUGCACACACUGAAAGAAGAAGCCAUGAAGAAAGAUGAAUCUUUCCAGCCUGGGGAUACUGAUGCCCAUGCAGGAGUGAGGGAGGAAGCAAGGAUGCAGAAAAAUGGUACCCGCCAUCCCCAGGAUGCUGGCAUAGAUGUGGAACUCAGAGAGAGAGUGGGGAUGCAGGAAGAUGGUACCUGUCAUCCCCAGGGUGCUGACAUGGAUGUGGGAUUAAAGGAGAGAGCAGGGAUGCAGGAAGAUGGUACCCACUAUCCCCAGGAUGCUGACAUGAAUGUGGGACUAAGGGAGAGAGUAGGGAUGCAGGAAGAUGGUACCUGCCAUCCCCAGGAUGCUGGCAUGGAUGUGGAACUGGAAGAGAAAACAGGGAUGCAGGAAGAUGGUACCCACCAUCUCCAGGAUGCUGACAUGGAUGUAGAACUGAGAGAGAGAGCAGGAAUGGAGGAAGAUGGUACCUGUCAUCCCCAGAAUGCUGGCAUGGAUGUGGAACUGGAAGAGAGAACAGGGAUGCAGGAAGAUGGUACCCACCAUCCCCAGGAUGCUGACAUGGAUGUGGGAUUGAGGGAGAGAGCAGGGAUACAGGAAGAUGGUACCUGCUAUCCCCAGAAUGCUAACAUGGAUGUGGGACUGAGGGAGAAAGCAGGGAUUUCAGAGGUUCCCUUAGGGGAGAGGAGUCCUACAGGAGUUCUGCUGGCAUCAGCAGAACAGUCUACAGAGAAAGGGGAGUGUUAUCUGAACAUAGCUAGCGAGGCAGAGGCAGGCACAGAAGGAAGUGGCAGGCAUGGGGAGGAGCAGUUGAUCCCCACAGGAAAGGUAGCAGCAGAAGGCUCUGUGUUUCUAAGUGUAGAGCAGGCUGGAGACAGACAGAAGGAUGAGGACCUGGGCAGGCAGGCCUUGCCGCAGACACAGAUGGAGAAAGGAAGAGCAGUUUCUGAAGCUGGGCAAGAAUUGGAGAAGGCAGAGUUCACAGACAGCGCAGGGCUCAGCUCAGAGACUCUUGAGGAAGCAGCAGUUCUGAAAGAAGUAGGCACUUCUGAAGUGAAGGAGGCAGAGAGGGAAGUGGGCUCCCCCAAAACAGAUGGAGACCAAGGAGAAGAGGAAGCUCUUACAGAGCUGGAGAUCAUGGGGCCUAUGGAGGACACAGGGCCAGAGAGAAAGGAUGGUUUUGAAGAGACAGUACUCGGGGGAGAGAGAGCAGCCACAGAGAGGAAGGACUUUCUGGAAGAAGCUCCCUUCAGCACCUCAACAGAAGUUCAAGCAAGCCCCAGGGAGGUUUUCAGGGGCAACCAUGAGGAACUCUGUAAGGAAGACACAGCAAGGGAGGGCGUCAUAGCUGACACAGAAUCCACCGUGGAACAGGAUCUGCGAGCAGUGUUCCCUGGGGAAUUAGCUGCAGCUGGAGGCAUAGAGAAAGUUGAGAGGCUCACACCACCUCUGAGGGAAACUGGAUCUGAAAGAGAAAAGGAGACAGGACCUGAGGUGCUGAAGACAGAAGACUUGUUAGGAAAGCAAAAGGUUAAAGGGGAAGAGGAGGGCACAGUGAAGGAAGUGGGUUUUGAGGAAGAGGACCGUGUAUCCAGCCCUGAGAUGGAGGCUCAUGUCAACGAUGUAGAACCCACAGGGGCUACUGAGUUGGGGGAGGCUACAAAGCUUCUAGAAGAUCCUCCCAAAGAAAGAGCCAUUACCUUGUCUGAAACAACACCUCAGUUUGAGAAAUCCCCAAAAGAGAGUGAAGCCACAGCCACAGAACACAAAGGAGGAGAGGAGCUGCCAGGCCAGGAGAGCAAGGCUCUAUUGCCUCAGGGGAGGGGCCUCAGCCAUGAUGGAGAAGGGCUGUUAGGAGCUCCUGGACCUGAGCCAGCAGACAAAGCCCAGGGACCAGAGGGCUUUUUCACAGCCAGAUGUGAAGAGUGGGCUGCCAAGGAACUGGACAGCAGUGUGGGGCCAGAGAGACUGGAGGAAGACCAGCCUUUGCAAGCACAAAGAGAGGACAUCCAGAGAAUGACCCAGGGAAACCUUCCCAAGGAAAGGCUCACCAGGGCAGUGGUGGUCUGUGGAGAAGCCAAGGGUGAGAACCCGCAGGGGGAAGGGAGCGAGGAUAAAGAGUGUCUUCCAGGGACAGGGACUGGCAGCCUGACAGGGCAAAACUGGAACAUGGGAGGAAGCAUAGUGGAGGCUGAAGAGGAUCCACAUGGAGGAGGAAUUGAAGAACCAACUGCAGAGCAGAGGGAGGAGGAGUCGGCAGAGUCAAAGUCAGCUGAUGGGAUCCCUGCGGUCUCUUCCACUGCAAAUGCUCAAAAGGAAACCCGGGACAGGGCAGGUGAGGCUCUAGGAGAAGCAGCAGCAGUGGAAGAAAGGACGGGCACCGAGGACAUGACGCCAAGAACAGAGAAGGUAGCAGUGGUGGAGGAAGUGACAUCAGCAGGGGCUAUGGUGGAGACCGAACAGGAACAGGCGCCUGAAGCGCAGGACAGAGAGGGAGGGGAAGCAAAGGCUUCUCAGCACACAGGUACUGCUGGGGAGGACACAGGGUCUACAGGGAAGGACGAGGAACACCAGUCAGGAGCAGCUGAAGAGUUCAGAGAAUCAGUGUCUCAAGAGAGACAGCUUAGCAGAGUGUGUCUAGAGGCAGCACCUCCAAGGAAACUGGAUUUUUCUAGAACUCAGAAGCAUCUGGAGAGACUGCAAAGAGAACGUAAGAGGGCCGAUGUGCCCUUGAGUAAGAGGUCUCAUGACAGCCGGUGA